Molecule: messenger RNA, 1900 nt
Organism: Eurypyga helias (sunbittern)
Lineage: Eukaryota; Metazoa; Chordata; Aves; Eurypygiformes; Eurypygidae
Gene: PPARA
Product: peroxisome proliferator-activated receptor alpha
Exons: 7
Coding region: 190-1590 (466 amino acids)
Biological process (GO): regulation of lipid metabolic process; positive regulation of transcription by RNA polymerase II; hormone-mediated signaling pathway
Cellular component (GO): nucleus
Molecular function (GO): RNA polymerase II cis-regulatory region sequence-specific DNA binding; nuclear receptor activity; zinc ion binding
Source: RefSeq, a predicted model, not a curated record
AGUGUGGCAAGUAUUAAAUGUGGAAGGUUCAGGAGUUUAGUCUCCCAGCAUCCUCUUCCAAAAAUGAAGCAAAUAACCCAUCGCUGCAUGACUGGGUUUUUUUCUUUGAUAAUCUGCCUGCAAUUUCUUUAAUACCUGAUUCAAGUUUAUAGUGUAAAGAAGUUUAAGUGACUGCUCUACCUGACCAAAAUGGUGGACACUGAAAACCAGCUCUAUACCCUUACUCCCUUGGAGGAGGAUGAUAUCGGCAGCCCUUUAUCUGGAGAGUUUCUACAAGAUAUGGAGAACAUCCAACAUCUCUCUCAGUCUCUAGGUGAUGAUAGCUCUGGAGCUUUAAGUUUAACAGAGUUUCAGUCACUGGGUCCAGGAUCUGACGGAUCAGUUAUAACAGACACCCUUUCACCAGCAUCCAGUCCUUCAUCCAUUAAUUUUGCCACAGCUCCAGGUAGCAUAGAUGAAUCACCCAGUGGAGCAUUAAACAUUGAAUGUAGAAUUUGUGGGGAUAAAGCCUCAGGCUACCAUUACGGAGUACAUGCUUGUGAAGGUUGUAAGGGUUUUUUUAGAAGAACAAUUCGAUUAAAACUCAUCUACGAUAAAUGUGAUCGCAACUGCAAAAUUCAGAAAAAAAAUCGUAAUAAGUGUCAAUACUGUCGUUUUCAAAAGUGCCUUUCAGUUGGAAUGUCACAUAAUGCAAUACGUUUUGGACGAAUGCCAAGGUCUGAGAAGGCCAAGUUGAAAGCAGAAAUACUAACAGGUGAAAAUUAUGUUGAAGAUUCAGGAAUGGCAGAUCUUAAAUCACUUGCCAAAAGAAUUCACGAUGCUUACCUGAAAAACUUCAAUAUGAACAAGGUUAAAGCCAGAAUCAUCCUUGCAGGGAAAACUAAUAACAAUCCCCCAUUUGUUAUACAUGACAUGGAUACCUUGUGUAUGGCAGAGAAGACCCUGGUGGCAAAACUGGUAGCCAAUGGAAUUCAGAACAAGGAAGCAGAAGUUAGGAUCUUCCACUGCUGUCAGUGUACGUCCGUGGAGACCGUCACAGAACUUACCGAAUUUGCCAAAUCUAUCCCUGGCUUCUCCAAUCUUGACUUGAAUGAUCAAGUGACAUUGUUAAAAUACGGAGUUUAUGAAGCCAUAUUUGCCAUGUUAGCGUCUGUGAUGAACAAGGAUGGGAUGCUGGUAGCCUAUGGAAAUGGCUUUAUAACCCGGGAGUUCCUGAAAAGCCUGAGAAAGCCAUUCUGUGAUAUAAUGGAGCCAAAAUUUGAUUUUGCCAUGAAGUUCAAUGCACUGGAAUUGGAUGACAGCGAUAUAUCCCUUUUUGUUGCCGCCAUCAUUUGCUGUGGAGAUCGUCCUGGUCUUGUAAAUGUAGGACACAUUGAAAAAAUGCAGGAGAGCAUUGUGCAUGUACUGAAACUUCACUUGCAAACCAACCAUCCUGAUGACAUCUUCCUCUUCCCAAAACUGCUCCAAAAAAUGGCUGACCUCCGACAACUCGUCACUGAGCAUGCUCAGCUUGUUCAGAUAAUUAAGAAGACUGAAUCUGAUGCACAUUUACACCCUUUACUACAGGAAAUCUACAGGGAUAUGUAUUAAGGAUUUUUAGUAUUUUUUCCACAAUAUUUAAGAGAAGAGCAAUACUAAUAACAGAUGGGAGCAAAAGUACUUGCACAGUUAUCUGCUGUUCACUCAGCCUGGAGUGUGAAAAAUCUAAAAGCUGGGUAGCUGGAGUGUUACACUUCUUUUGGUUUGGGAUCUUUUUUUCUUCUUCUGAAAGUUCUGCAGAAAAAUGCUGAUCAUAGUGCUCAUGAAGUGUCUUACAAUGGUUCUUUGCUUUGGAAAUUUGAAGAUUGGUAAGCAAUACAUAUUUGUGUAAUAAAUCGGAAUGUUAAGUAACAGAAAUGAA